AUGAAUUCGACUGCCGCGGCAAUGCCCAAAGCUGCGGCUAUCCCCGCUCGUCUGUUGCGGACUUCACGACAAUGCUCAAAUCAGACCCCAGCGAACAAAGUUCGAUCAUCGACUUAUAUUCGAACCUACCACGUCUCGACAAUCGCAUCCUCCGGGAAUCGUUCGCGUGAUGGCGUCUAUGCUAGGAGAUUCCCUUCAAUCGUCUCGGCAAGGGGCUUUCACACGACUGCAGCUCUGGCUGCUGUUCCCGAUCCUUACAAGGUUUUAGGAGUGGAUAGGAAUGCUUCAGCAGGAGACAUCAAGAAGGCUUACUAUGGAUUGGCGAAAAAAUAUCAUCCGGAUACCAACAAAGAUCCAAACGCCAAGGAAAAAUUUGCGGAAGCUCAGUCGGCCUACGAACUACUAUCCGACGCGAAAAAGAGAGAGACUUACGACCGGUUUGGUUCCGCUGCAUUCGAUCAAAAUGGCGGCUUCGAUCCCAACGCCGCAGCUGGUGGUAACCCGUUCGCCGGUGCUGGUGGCUUUCACGGGUUUGGUGGGGGCUUCCCCGGCGGUUUUGCUGCUGAUAUCAAUUUCGAGGAUCUAUUCGGUGCUUUCACGGGCGGCGCACGUCGGAGCGGCCGGGGCAGACGCGGCCCUUUUCAGGAGAUUUUGGUAGGCGAGGACAUCGAGGUCCAGACCAAUAUCUCUUUCAUGGAGGCUGCGAAAGGUACAUCAAAAGAUGUUGUCAUCACGCCCUUAACUGAAUGCGGUACUUGUAAAGGGGAUGGCCUGAAAGAGGGUGCCAAGCGGUCUCAAUGUCGCCAGUGCAACGGCUCUGGCACUCGUGUGCACUUCAUGCAGGGUGGUUUCCAGGUGGCAGCCACUUGUGAUGCUUGUGGAGGAGCAGGCAUGAUCGUUCCUCGGGGUUCUGAAUGUGGUACUUGCAGAGGCAACGGAGUCGUUCGGGACAAGAAAACUAUUACGGUUGACAUCCCUGGCGGUGUUGAGGAUGGCAUGCGGUUGAGGGUGGCAGGCGAAGGAGACGCGCCUCCUACAGGAACGCAAGCCGCCCCUGGUGCUCGCACUCAACGAGGCGAUCUUUACGUUUCUAUUCGGGUCGCGCCUGACCAUCGCUUCAGUCGCUCCGGUUCCGACAUCCUCUACACUGCUUCCAUUCCCCUCACCACUGCUCUGCUCGGCGGUGAAGUGACCAUACCCACUUUGGAUGGCGAAGUGAAAGUGAAGGUAGCCACUGGAACUGGCACCGGCGAUCGGAUUACGCUCUCCGGGAUGGGCAUGAAGAAGCUGGGAGGUCGGGCCAGAGGGUACACGCCCACAGGUGACCUGAAGGUUGAGUUCAAGGUUGCCAUGCCAAAGUACUUGACGGCCAACCAGCGCACUAUUCUGGAAGUCCUCGCCGAUGAGAUGAACGACAAGACUGCCCGACGGACGAUGAAUAUCGGGAAAGACAGCCCUCCCUCAGAUACUGGCAACGCCCCCAACGAGUCCAAUAAGAACGAAGGUUUCCUCAAGUCCGCCUGGCACAAGCUCAUGAAUAGCACAAAGAACGGCGACGGUGGAAACUCUGCCAGCAAUCCAAGCAAGAAAGACCCCCCGCUCCGAGCGAUCAUCACCAUGGUUCAGUCUCCGAUGCUGUCAUGUCCGUUAAAGCAGACAAACGAGAUCGAUUGGAUUCGGCCUCUGAAGGAUUAUAUUAGACAGAGUUACGGGGAAGACCCGGAACGAUACAACCAAGAAUGCGCAACCCUCAACCGCCUACGACAGGACAUGAGGGGUGCUGGAAAGGACAGCGCGACGGGCCGCGAUCUACUAUACCGGUAUUAUGGGCAGCUUGAGCUUUUGGACUUGAGGUUUCCCGUCGAUGAGAAUCACAUCAAAAUCUCCUUUACAUGGUAUGAUGCUUUUACCCACAAACCGACCUCUCAGUACUCGUUGGCCUACGAAAAGGCGUCGAUUAUUUUUAACAUUUCCGCCGUCCUCUCAUGUCAUGCAGCCAACCAGAACCGCGCAGAAGAGAGCGGGUUGAAAACCGCAUACCAUUCCUUCCAGGCAUCAGCAGGGAUGUUCACAUACAUCAACGAGAACUUCCUACACGCCCCUUCGACCGACCUUAACCGGGAGACGGUCAAGACAUUGAUCAACAUUACACUUGCUCAGGCGCAGGAGGUCUUCCUCGAGAAACAAGUGGCGGACCAAAAGAAAACUGGAUUUCUCGCCAAGCUGGCCAGCCAGGCGGCUUAUCUUUACUCGCAGGCCGCUGAAGGAAUUCAGGAGUAUGCCAAGGGUGUCUUUGACAAGUCGUGGGCCAUCGUUGUGCAAGCGAAAGCGGCUCACAUGGCGUCGGUAGCUUCGUAUUAUCAAGCUUUGGCGGACAGUGAGAGCAACUCCCACGGGGUUGCUAUCGCGAGGCUGCAGCUGGCUGACAAAAACUCAAGUGCAGCAAUGGGAUGGGCCAAGUCGUUCCCGACAUCGGUCGCGCCCAACUCAAACCUGACUUCCGAGUCGGGGGCCAAUCUCAUUGACACCAUUAAAUACCACCAGGCGAAUGUGCAGGCCAAACUGGUCACCUUUGUGAAGGACAACGACUUCAUCUACCAUCAGCCCGUUCCCAACGAAGCUGGCCUGUCCGCUGUUGCCAAGCUGCCGGCAGCCAAGGCCAUCCCCGUGAGUGAACUUUACCAGGGACAAGACAUUCAACGUAUCAUCGGACCAGACAUAUUCCAGAAGCUCGUCCCCAUGUCAGUGACGGAGACGGCCAGUCUCUAUGAUGAAGAAAAGGCCAAGUUGAUACGUGCGGAAACGGAAAAGGUCGAGACAGCGGACAGCGAGAUGGCUGCCAGUCUGGACUACUUAAAGCUCCCAGGAAGCCUCAAUAUCCUCAAAGGGGGCAUGGACCAAGAAAUGACGGUCGACGACGAGUUCCGACAAUGGUGCCAGGAACUAGCGGGCCAUCAAUCGUUCACUAAGGCCUUUGACACCCUUCAGGACCGAAAGGCCGAGAUACUCUCACAGUUAGACCAAUGCUCAAAACAACUCGACCUAGAGGAGAGCGUAUGUGAAAAAAUGCGAUCGAAGUACGGGGCAGACUGGAGCCAGCAGCCCAGUGCCAGGCUCAAUACUACACUACGCAGUGACAUUCGGACGUAUCGGGACACCAUCAACGAGGCCAGUGCCAGCGACUCGCAGCUUCUAGCCACCCUCAGACAGUACGAGACGGAUUUCGACGAAAUGCGCUCUGCUGGCGAAACAAACGAGGCUGAUGUGUUGUUUCAGCGCGCAAUGAUCAGAGCCGGAUCGAAGAACGGAAAAGGCAAGAAUGGAGUCGGCAGUCCCUAUGCAUCGACUCAGGAGGGGAGCCUGCUAGAUGACGUUUACGAUGAGGGAAGCCUUUCGGUGGCAGAACAAAUCGCCAGGGUGGAAUCCAUUCUGAAGAAGCUGAAUCUAGUGAAGCGGGAACGGUCUCAAGUGUUGAAAGACUUGAAAGAAAAGGUUCAUAAUGACGAUAUUUCCAACGUCUUGAUCUUGAACAAAAAGUCAAUUGCCGGACAAGAAAGUCAGCUUUUUGAGACCGAGUUGGAGAAGUUUCGUCCACACCAGAACCGAUUGCUCCAAGCCAAUCACAAACAGGCCGCAUUAAUGAAGGAACUCACCAAGGUUUACGGGGACUUGCUUCAGGAUAAGCGCGUACGGUCUGAACAAUCGAAAUAUGAAACCAUCACCCGCCAACGGAACACCGUGAUGGCCCGGUACAAGAAGAUAUACGAUGCCUUCAAUGGUCUGCUCUCCGGAAUCGUGCAAGCGCAGACCUUCUACACGGAAAUGGGUGAAACAGUGGAGAGUCUGAAGAAGAAUGUCGAAACCUUUAUCAACAACCGACGGUCCGAAGGAGCUCAACUCCUCGGGCAGAUCGAACGGGAGAAGGCGAGCACUGCAACGGAUCAGGAGGACAGGGAACGAGAGAAGCUGCGGCAGCUCAUGGAGCGCCUGUCGACUGAGCCAAAACCUACAUCUACUCCCUCACCAUCGACGGCCCCUUCAAAGGCCAAAUCCCCUCCACCACCUGUAAAGGCACCCGGGUACCCGGGUCCGGGCAUUGCCUCUCCUCAGAUGUCACCACACUUUGCGCCUGGUGUUGCUGGCCAACAGCAUGGCAUUCCUCUCUCCCAUUCCCCCGCACCUUAUGGCGGCGUCUCUUACAUGCAGGGGCAGCCGUUUCAACAGGGCGCUGCGGCACCGUUGUCAGAGGGCUACAACCCGAUGGCAUAUCCAGUGCCCGCUUCGAUCUCCCCUCCCCCUAGUCAGCAAUACUAUUCGUCCACGCCCGCUCCCUACAGCGGAUACUCGAAUCCAGCACCGCCAACCGCUCCGUCACAGUUCAUGCCACAGGGCUACGUACCCCCUCCACCGCCGCCGCGGCCGCAGCAACCAUCCUACCCACCCUCUACAGGCCCAUACCCGUCCGGUCCAGGGGGAUACGCACAAAGCAGGCCAUACGGGACGAGCCAGCACCACAAGGCGCCGUCGCAGUCUCAGUCAUCCUCCUCAACCGACCCAUGGGCGGGCCUCAACGCGUGGAAGUGA
Molecule: messenger RNA, 4584 nt
Organism: Aspergillus novofumigatus IBT 16806
Lineage: Eukaryota; Fungi; Ascomycota; Eurotiomycetes; Eurotiales; Aspergillaceae
Gene: bro1
Product: putative signal transduction protein BroA
Exons: 7
Coding region: 1-4584 (1527 amino acids)
Biological process (GO): protein folding; response to heat; protein transport to vacuole involved in ubiquitin-dependent protein catabolic process via the multivesicular body sorting pathway
Cellular component (GO): endosome
Molecular function (GO): ATP binding; heat shock protein binding
Source: RefSeq, a predicted model, not a curated record